This is a messenger RNA of Sinocyclocheilus rhinocerous, 1365 nucleotides long. It is a transcript of the gene cacna1ib, whose product is annotated as calcium voltage-gated channel subunit alpha1 Ib. The record is from RefSeq and is a predicted model, not a curated record. Gene Ontology annotation, biological process: calcium ion import across plasma membrane. Gene Ontology annotation, molecular function: high voltage-gated calcium channel activity. Bases 336 to 1022 code for a protein of 228 amino acids. Gene Ontology annotation, cellular component: voltage-gated calcium channel complex; membrane. The transcript is spliced from 5 exons. NCBI's taxonomy places the organism in Eukaryota, Metazoa, Chordata, Actinopteri, Cypriniformes, Cyprinidae.
CCUCGACACACGGGCUUGCGACUGUUCCUGCGUCUUCAGCAGCAGCAGACGCGUGCAGAUGGAGCCUCGGUGCGCGUCUGAGGGAUUCGAGGGAGAUUCCUGAACACAGAACCCAGCCGGAACGCAUUCCCACAGAUCAGCAGAGCUGCCGGAGAACAUGCAUGGAUCAGGCUCGUGGAUUUCAGUGUUCUGGAGGAAUAUCUCUGUCUGAAGAGUACGCGUUUGUUUGCUCUCGUUUAAACGCACCGGAGCGCAAUAAUAUCUGACAGUUCGUUCGCGGAGAGACUCGUUCAGGAUCAAACUUUAAUGACACCAAUCAAGGCGGGUCAAAAGCCAUGACAUCAGAGGAGGAGGGGCUUGCUGCAGUGGGGGCGGAGCCACACGUGGACCUGUGUGCCUCUCCUGGCUGGGAUGGGCUUGUUGAAGAGGCGGGGCCUGCUGAGCAGGAGGAGGCGGGGCCGGCGGAGCAGGUGCAGGAAGUGGCUGAUGAUGUCAGCAGUGAUUUAAGUGCUCUGGUCGUCCCGUACCCAGAACUAGUGCCCAUCGUCUUCAUCUGCCUCAAACAGACCACAUGUCCUCGCAGCUGGUGCAUCCGCAUGGUGUCCAGCCCGUGGUUCGAGCGAGUCAGUAUGAUGGUGAUCCUGCUGAACUGUGUGACGCUGGGGAUGUACCAGCCCUGCGAGAACAUCGACUGCUCCUCCAAACGCUGCCAGAUCCUGCAGGCCUUCGAUGCAUUCAUCUACAUCUUCUUUGCACUGGAGAUGGUGGUGAAGAUAGUGGCUCUGGGGAUCUUCGGCCAGCGCUGUUAUCUGGGAGACACCUGGAACAGACUGGACUUCUUCAUCGUGAUGGCCGGGGUGGUGGAGUAUUCUCUGGACCUGCAGAACAUCAACCUGACGGCCAUCCGGACGGUGAGAGUCCUGCGGCCGCUCAAAGCCAUCAACAGAGUCCCCAGUGAGUCUGAUCUCUGCUCAUUUCUGCUGUGUGGAAUCAAACCUGACUCUGUUUCUGAUUGUGAGUGAUUCAUCAGUGCUGAAUCAUAACGGGUUCAUGGACAGGAGACGCAAACACUCCUGAGGAUCUGCUGAGAAACCAUUAGCUGAUGAGACACGAUAGCUUUAACACCUACAGAGACGUUACUGAGGAUGAACCUGAUGAAAGCAGGAGAAAAUGACAUGAACAACCCAGACAAACAACACUCUUCCAUUAUAAGGGUCAGACAAAAAAACGAGGAUAUUCCAUUCUGUAGUUUUUAUCAGGGUUUCUGUGGGUCUUAAAAAGUAUUAAUCUGCAUUUUCAUAAAUUAAGGCCUUAAACGCUCUUAUAUCAGAGCAGAAAGUCUUAAAUUCAUAAAGUCAUGGCAUU